UAAAAAUUUCACUUUUUCUGUCUAUUCCUUUACCGGAGCACGGGGUACUAUACCAGUACUUAAGAAAGUUAUUAUUGGAGAAUCUUUGCCGAGUUUUGUAAUGUCUUUCUUAGUUGACACGCACACUCUCUCCUUCCCCUCGCCGCUCGUACCUCAGAUUCAUUCUUUUUCCCCCAUUUUAUAAUUUUGAAUUGUUAUUAUUAUUUUUUAAAAAAUUGGGAUUUUUAGGUUAGGGUUUUUUGGGGCAAAAGGAUUUGCAUCCAUCGGCAUCGGCAUCAUCGGGAUUGGAUUUGAGAUAUUGAUUUUUGAGAAUCAAUCAGGGGGUGGGGGCAUGGAGAACGGUCACGACGGGAAAUUGGCAGAAAAAUUACUGCGAUUGACCCUCAACGAGAGGGAGCCCUCCAACGACGAUAGCUUGUUUCAGGUCAUGAAAGCCGUUGAGGCCGCCGAAGCCACCAUCAAACAGCAGGCGGAUGAGAACAGUCGAUUGAGGUCUGAACUCCAGAAGAAAAUUGAGCAACUCGAAAAAUAUAAAGUGCAAAUUGGUAGUAAUCCAAAUGCUUCUGCUAACGAAGCUGCCAAUACCAAUUUAAAUGGAACUUUGAGCGCACUUCCUGCUGCUGCUGCUGCUGCUACUUCUUACAGCACCGCGGGCGCUGCUCCUUCUCUUUUCUCUUCACCCUCAGCAGCUACCACUUUCCCUUCUACCGGGUAUCAAUUGGAAGGAGAAUACGAUUCUCUAUCACCGCAGGGUCUAAUGCCAAUGCCUCAAAUAAAUAAUUCCAAUUCCCUAUGGAAAGAGGAUGUUGUCCUCAAGAUUCGAGAACAUGAAGAAGAGAUUUUGCAGUUGCGCAAACAGCUUGCUGAUUUUUCUGUCAAGGAAGCACAAAUACGCAAUGAAAAAUAUGCACUUGAAAAACGGAUUGCCUAUAUGCGACUGGCCUUUGAUCAGCAACAACAGGACCUUGUUGAUGCUGCAUCAAAAGCUCUCUCUUAUAGACAAGACAUAGUAGAGGAAAAUAUUCGUCUCACAUAUCAAUUACAGGCUGCACAGCAAGAAAGAGCAACUUUUCUGUCAUCUUUGCUUCCUCUUCUGGCAGAGUAUUCCCUGCAGCCGCCAUUACCUGAUGCUCAGUCCAUUGUAAGCAAUGUCAAGAUUCUUUUUAAACAUCUGCAAGAGAAGCUUAUAAUUACUGAGUCAAAGCUAAAGGAGUCACAGUAUCGAUUGUCACCUUGGAGGUCAGAUGUCAAUCAUUCCAAUUUUGCCCCCCAAUCUCCAUCUCAUUCCCUUGGUGCAACAUUGACAACUUCAAGCAAAAAUGGCCUUGAAUUGGUGCCACGGCCGGCAUAUUCCCAGGGAAAGACACAGAUAAUUUCUGAUGCUCAAACAGACUCAAAUUGGGAUCUACCUGCUCAGCACCAAGGUGGCUUGGGUGGUGGUAUUGCUUCAAAAAAUUUGGAACCUGAUGAUUUGGGGAGGUAUUCACCUAUAGCAAGCAGGACUUAUACUGCUAAUGAGAUGCCAACACAGCUGACAGUUACUCACAGUGACACUCAUACUGGACAAUGUGGUGACGAAACUAUUAAUAAACAAGUUACAUUUCGUGACCCUGUCAGCAAUAGUGAGAUGGAUUAUCCUGAUGCUGAGGGACACCCGAUUGAAAGAGAACCUCCCUCCAACUGGGGUUCAGGAAACUCUCCUUAUGCCGCUACACUUGAUGACCCCAGCUCCUCAUAUCCUCCUUAUCUACCACCAGUUCUUGAAGAGCCUUCAUCUUCUUUUUCUGAGGCUGCAGAGGAUGAUCCACUUCCAGCUAUAGAAGGUCUUCAAAUCUCAGGUGAAGCUUAUCCAGGAAGGGAACUUCAGGCAUGUGGAUAUUCUAUCAAUGGAACUACCAGCUGUAAUUUCGAGUGGGUGCGCCAUAUGGAGGAUGGAUCUGUUAAUUAUAUUGAUGGAGCAAAGCAACCAAACUAUCUUGUAACUGCUGAUGAUGUUGAUACAUACCUUGCUAUUGAAGUCCAGCCUCUAGAUAACAGGAAACGCAAGGGAGAGCUGGUGAAGGUCUUUGCCAAUGAGCACAAGAAGAUCACGUGUGAUCCGGAGAUGCAAGGCCAUAUAGAGAAGACUCUGUAUAGUGGUCAUGCUUCAUAUAAAGUUUCAAUCUCGACAGGAUAUCUUGAUAUAUGGGAACCGGCUACAUUGGCCAUUAAAAGGGAUGGUUACAGUAUCAAGUGUGGUGGAUCCAAUGGUCUUGUGGUCACUGAAAAGUUUUAUCCAACCACUCAGGUUAAAAUAACAUUUGGAGAGCCUACAGAGUUUAUGAUUAUUGGAUCAAAUGGUGUUCAGCGUCUCUUACGAGCAGGUAGCAGCUCUCCAGAUAUUAGCUGCUUUUGCAGGCUGGUGAGAGAAGGAAAGGGAAGAAGAGAGGCUUAUUCUUCAACAAGUAAGGUUACAUGCUUUACAAACUGUGCAGCUCAGGAAACCUUGCUAUUGAGAUUGUGUAGUGUAUAUUUACAAGGCAGCAAUGUUGAAGCUCAGUGCACAAUAUAUCUUUGCUAAACUUGUUGAGUAGCUAGCUUUUGUGUUCUAAUAUUCUUUGCAAGGCAGCAAUGUUGAGUCGUUAAAAUUUGUAUCGAUAUUUUUGUCCUCAAUGCUGUAAUAUCAAAUUUAUCACUAGAUGUCGAAAGGGAUUGAGUUGGUAUUCACAUAGUGACCAUUUUUGAGGUCAUCUUAUAAUAGGAAUGGUUGGUCAAUUUUGGAUAUUAACCAUGUCUUAAUU
Molecule: messenger RNA, 2780 nt
Organism: Durio zibethinus
Lineage: Eukaryota; Viridiplantae; Streptophyta; Magnoliopsida; Malvales; Malvaceae
Cellular component (GO): plasma membrane
Source: RefSeq, a predicted model, not a curated record